AUGCCGACUCUGUGAUUGCAGAAAUCAAGAUGAAUAAUCUUGAUCCUUUUAUAUUUCGAAACUCAUGUUCAUGCGGACCAUCUCACCGGAGCUAAAAUUAUAAAAAAUGCUUUUCCAUCAGCUAAAACAGCUAUUGGAUUUAAUGUAACUGCAGUCCAGAUUCAUAAAUAAAAUAUGGUGUGGCGAACCAGCCUGCCCUCUUAACACCUGUAGCCGUACGAGAGUCUGAGAACCUUGUGGAAGGGAGAGCAGCGUUAGUUAUGUGUAUCCGGCCCACGCUUUACUUGAUCUAGUGGAGUGCAAUGUCGGACUAGCCGACAUAGGCUCAUAUCCAGGGCAAGAUUUUACCCCACGGAGGAUGAAACUUGGAAGUUGGAAAGGGAUAGCCUAGCAGGGCCAAAGUGCAUUUGUUUGGUCGUCCGGACAUUUUCCCAGCUCAAUAUCGGGAGUUAUGCCCUGGGCUAUCAUUACAUCUGAGCAAUAACCUGACCAGGAAAUUCGCUUUUCGAAUUUUCGGGAAAGGCAGCCUCGUCGACAUAAGGCACGGUGAUCCAGCGUCUCUACCUCCGGGCAGCAAGUUCAGGUCUAUUCCAGAGGGAGCAACGCAAGCCUAAGGCUGUGGAAUCAGACUAGCGAGUAGGAAGCAUUAAUGUAAAAUGCUUUUCAAGCUUGCCAGGAGCUUCUCUAUAAUAAUGAAUGAAUGAAUCAGUCCAGACUCAAUUUUCAAGAUUAUUUAAUCUUUCUAACUUCAGAACUGAUGGAUCUCAGUUUAAUAAAUUGAUAAAGCAUGGAGAAUCGUUUAAUAUUGGAAAUUUGCCUUUCAAAGCAAUACAUAGCCCUGGCCAUACUCCAGCAUGUAUGGUUUAUGUUAUAGGUGAUGCUGUAUUCACUGGCGACACUAUAUUUAUGCCAGAUUUUGGAACAGCAAGGUGCGAUUUUCCAGGAGGUUCUGCAGAUGUUCUUUAUCAGUCCAUCAGAAAUCUCUUCGAACUUCCAGACGAGUAUAGAGUAUUUGUUGGGCAUGACUACGGCACCGAAAAAAGGGGUUUGCAUGGGAGUCUACAAUGGGGGAAGAAAAAAAGAAUAACACACAUUUAA
Messenger RNA from Blepharisma stoltei, 1098 nucleotides. The record is from the annotation of a GenBank genome assembly. Lineage: Eukaryota; Ciliophora; Heterotrichea; Heterotrichida; Blepharismidae.